This is a messenger RNA of Stylonychia lemnae, 2898 nucleotides long. The record is from the annotation of a GenBank genome assembly. Lineage: Eukaryota; Ciliophora; Spirotrichea; Sporadotrichida; Oxytrichidae.
AUGAAUGCAUACGGAGGAGGCCAUGAUGCCCAGCACACAAGUAUCCUAGCGAAGACUGACUAUGGCAAGAAGAAACCAGACCUCAGGAGACACUACCCAGAGGAGUGGGGAAGAUUCCUCUACAACCAUUAUGACCCUGAUGUGCAUAAAAAACCUUUCAAUAUUGCUAUGAAGGCUCCAGAUUUAUAUUCUUAAGGAGUCGGUCUUAGCUACAAGUUUAACAAUUGCAAGGUGCUUGAGAAAAUAGAUGUUGAAAAGAAGGAAGUAGAUAAGUUUAAAUUCAUAAGAUUCGAAGAAUUCAACCAAAUUAAAGACGGCUAAGUCAUGAUUUCAAUUGAACAUUGUAUUAACUGCCAGUCACACAACACAUCCACUAAACAUGAUGAGAACAAGUAUAGAGCAUUUGCUAAUCACAUGCAAGCAUCAGUUAGAGAAUAAUUUCCUCAAGUUCUAGUCAUCGUAAAACCAAUUACAACAGAUCAAGAUGAAAAAAUCAAGCAUUUAAGAGUAGACUAUCAAAAAGAUUCAGACAAGCCAACCCUGAUUGACUAACAACUUAAACCAACUAGAAUUGGAGCUUUAGAAGUUCAAUUAUUGACAAGAAAUGAAGGUAGAUUAACUGAGAAAAUCCUUCAUUCAAAAUUGAAGUCUGGCAUGUGGCCAAGUGUAGCAUUGAUUCUAGAAAAAAUACACUUCUUCUUACCUAGAGUUCCCAAAGUCACUAUCCAGUUGUUCAGAGAUAAUCACGCUCAUCUUCCUUAUUCUGAUAAUGAUGAUAAUGAUGCAGGUGACUUCAAAGAUUUUCAAGUCAAAAUUCAAUCUUCAUAUAACUCUACUGCUUCUCAGCACUAACUCUCUCAAUAUUUAUAGCAAAGUGAACAAGAAAAACUAACAAUUCAAAUGAUGGCGAGACAUAAGAGACUACUUGGAACUAAUAAAACAGCUAGACCAUCUAGCGCAAAAACUUACAUUGGAGUAUCUGAGUCUCUAAAUCAAGUCAGCUUGUUUAAGACUUAGAACUAAUUUUAUCAAAAGAAUUUCCAAUCUUAUACAACUCUUCCAAAUGUAAGGCCAAUAAGUGCUUCAACCUACCAGAUAUCUCAGAGAUCCUUUGAUAAUAUUCACCAGCCAGGUCUUUCUAUCUAAUAAUCACCAUAUAACAACGCUAAGACUAUUCAGCACUUCUAGUAAUAGUAAACUUUAUCUCAUUCUAAGAGACCUAUUUCAGCUUUUACUAAUCUCUCAAAAUUAUCAAAGUCAUCUCGACCAAUGUCUGCUCAAACUAGAAAGAAGUCUAAUUAACACUCAGUUAAAAAGACUGGAAGAGGUCUUGGCUACUUUGGAGAUGAUAAUGAUAAAGUCAAAGAAACUGAAUAAAGAUUCCAAAACGAAUAAAACUAUAAGGUCAAGGAAAUUGAUAGAAAAGCUGAUGAUGCUGGUAAAAUUGUAUUGUAGCAUAUUCCAGUUGGAUACUACAGUAUCGAUGUAAAAGGAAAUGACUUCUACAUGUCUUCAUCAAAAGUAGUGAAUGUGGUGAAUGAGGAGGAUAAGGAUGAGAUCACCAUAUUUGUGGGAGUUAAACCAAGAAUUGACACUGAUACUGAAUUCACCUUCUAUAAUGAAAACUAAGGAAAUAAAACUCAUGAAAAACUUAAACCUGAAAUAGUAGAGGCUAAAGCUAUUUUACUUCCAAAAAUAAUUUCAAGCAAUGACCAUCCAGAAAUUGAUGAUAUGGAGGAAGAAGAGUAUGAAUUUGAUAUUCUUUGGGACUCCUAAAAAUAACUUUGGGUUACUACAAUUAAAACUGGUCAUUAUUUGAUAAAUGUUAAGGCGAGAGGAUAUAAAGAAUUCAACAAAUAUGUUCAUAUCCAAGAAAGAGAACUCUCAUUUGUUCUAACUCCGAUUAACUAUAAGAUUCCUCACUUAUUAGUUCAAGCUAUCAAUGUCAAUACUGGCAAGCCACUGAAGAAUGUAGUAUUUGAAUUUUGGAAGGAAAGCAAUUAGUAACCAGAAGAAGGCUUAUCAGAUGAAAAUGGAGCAUAUAGCUUCGGAGUGAGAUAAAUUGGUAUUUAACAUGUGGUAGCUAAAAAAUCAGGAUUUGUGUCAAUUCACAAAACUAUUAACUUCACUAAUGGUUUCUUAUUGAGAAAUGAAGAUAAGAUCAUUACGAUUCCAAUGAUUAAAGAACAGCCAGUUGAUUCAGCCAAGGCCUUCGCUAUCCUCACAUACAAUGGUAAACUGACAAAUGUGAAACUAAAAGCUUUGACCACUAAUGAUCAUUCUCUAGACACUCACACUAUCUCAUAAAACUUACAAUUCGUAGAGAUAGACGUCUCUCAAAUGACAAGCUACAAUGUAAAUGAGGAAUCUCCAGAUAAAAAGCAAGGAGAUCACAAUCCUUCCGUCAGAUUUGUAGCUAAAAUUGAAGAUCAGCCAGAGUUGCUAGCAUUUGACCCAGCUAUGCUAGAUAGAAACUAUAAAAAUGCUCUCUAGGAUUAUAACCUGUAAUUCACUAUUGUAUACAGAGAUCAUUAAGGCGGUAAUCAGUACAGAGUAAGGACUCUUGAGUCACCAUCAUUCAUUGAUGGAGAUGUGUGGGACAUCUGUUUCUUCUGCAGUCCAUCUAUAAUUGAAACCAAUAUUAUUAUCCACCACGUUCCUAGGGCAAACAACUUCUUUGCAUAUUAUCAAAAGCUUAGUGUAUUCUUCAGAAAUAGACGAACAUAAAAGUUCAAUCAGACUCUAGGUAAAUUUACUCACAUUAAUGAUUUAUUUUAGGUUUCGAUGCUCAUGGAGUCUAUAGAAUGGACGAUACUUGGAUAGAUGAGAGAAAACUUGUAGACUAUUUAAGCAACUUACUUGCAGAUAAACUUCUAAGCCAUGACCAAAAGAAGAUGA